AUGGUGCGCGGUGGAGGCGUCACCCCCGUUACGAGGCCGCCGCAUAGCCCGGUUACGGGUGUUCGCAUAGCUUUUGACGCAGCCCUCUUCAUGGUGGCCUCCGCUGCUGGCUGUGAUGUCAUUCACGCUUCGGGUGACGCGGCAACGCUGCUCUGUAGACUUGCCGCGUGCCCACCGCGGCCCGAGGGCGCAGGUGGCGCGGCAAAAGGCUCUGUGCCGGACGUGGAGGUGCUGAUCUUGGAUGCGGUGGAGAUUGUCUUGGCGGCGUACAACGAAUUCCCUGUCGCCUCCGCCGCGGAUGCACAGGCGGCGCCGAAUUCUCUUCUACUGCGUGCCUCCCUCACGAACCUCCGCACGCUUUCGACGCUGCUCUCCUAUCGGCCGCCGUUUUCAUCGCCGGUGCUGGCGGCGCUUUUUCAACUCACAAUUUUGGUGGUGAAGCAUGCCCCACUUGAGGCGCUGGAUGAGGAGGGGUGGCGUCUGCUGCUGUGCCUUCUGGAGCUCCUUGGGUGCCUGCCGCGCGGCAAUGAGCCCACCGGGGUGCCAAGCAUCCAACGCGUGGCCCGCAUCACGGCGCGAAACGUCAUGCGCCGCGUGGGGCCGCGCCUUUCUCCCUUUGCUAUUCCCGCCUCACCACAGGCGAAGGGAACGGCUGCGGCGGGCGCCGUCGUGGGAGGGCAGCUGGAUCGGGAGCUUAUUCCUUGGGUAGCGCGUCAGCUGUUGCCGCUGCACGCCGUCACAGGGGCCGCGGCGCAGGCGGACCUGAAGGAGGACCGUCGUCUCGCGCUCUCGCUGCUGGAGUUCAUGUUGCUUGGCGAGGGGGAGGAGGGGGCGGGCGGACUCGCGGGCGGCCACCGGAUCUCAAUGCACUACCUUGCCGACGCCGUUGCCGCGCUUCUCGAGGAGAAGGAAGAGGAAGGAGGCGUUGGCGGCCACGACAGAGAGGUGGCACUCGCCUUUUUGCGUCGGGUCGAUCGUGCCCUUUUAACCCCCUCCGUAGAACAACCGAUGGCCACGGAAAGUGCGGGAGCGAUGUGUGAGGUGGGGACGCGCCACGCGCCACCACUGCGGGCGCGGGAGGUUCGCGAGUUCCUGUGUGCGAAGGAUGCGGCGUACGUGGCAGAGUUUACCCAGUUGCAUGAGCGCAUUGAGGAGGAGCAGGAAAGCCAGGCUGCCCUCCAGCGGCAGCUUGUGGGGCUCACUCAGGAGUGUGCACGCGUACAAAAGGAGCUUCAAGACGACGUGCUUCACGCCCUUCAGGGGGGCGACGAGGCCACGCCAGGCAGCACGUUAAUGGAAUGCGAUGCACUGCACAACCGAACUUCAGAGGCGUUAGCCUCUUCUUUGCAAGAGUGGGUGCAGAAUUUGCUGAGUUUUCUGCGACCGGUGGAGGAGCUUACCAUUGCCCUGCAUGAGGAGCAGCAGCGACAACGCACCUCUUCUUGA
Trypanosoma conorhini is the source of this 1446-nucleotide messenger RNA. RefSeq lists its product as uncharacterized. The transcript has a single exon. Lineage: Eukaryota; Euglenozoa; Kinetoplastea; Trypanosomatida; Trypanosomatidae. Bases 1 to 1446 code for a protein of 481 amino acids. The record is from RefSeq and is a predicted model, not a curated record.